GUGGACGAAAAUGUGGGACGGAGAGACGAGAAAUCUCAAUCUUGUACCCAGAUCUCAUUCAGUCUCACACUGAAAACUGAGAUCUCCCUUUCCCUUGACCGUGAGGGAUAUGGGUACGAGAUAAGAGAAACCCUGGGAACGAGUUUGGAUGCAAUUGAGCAUGAUUUUUAUCAGGUAAUUCCAAGGAAACUUACCCAAGCCUCCUGGAGAGAUCAGACUCUUCAUAAACAGUUGUUUCUCCUAUAAGGUACGUGUAAAUUGGUUUAAAAACGUGUUUGAUACACAUUUGCUUUUCGAGUGCCAUCAAAAAACCAGGGCGUACCAACACGAUCAAAAUAUAUCGCAGAAAAUCAAUAUUUUGAGGGCCAAAGAUUCAUGUUGUCGCUUUGCCGGCAUAAAUAAGCGCACUCAAUGGAUUUCAAUGAUACAGAAAUAGGGAAAACUUCAUCAAGAGGAAAGUGCCCUAAAAAUAUGAUUUGCGCACGACUGGUUGUGUGUAAAAAAUCGAACGAGUGAGAUUCCUGAUACAAAAAAAAAAUGUGAUAAAGCCAUUCAAAAUAUGAAUAGCUGUAUUUUGAGAAAUAUGUAAACAUAGCUUACGAAAGCGAUCAAAUGGUUUGCAAUCUAUUUCGGUUUAUGUUACAUGCCUGUGGGUAACUAUCUUUCACUUUGCUUUAUAAAGAGAUCAUUUUCUGGAAUAGAGUCAUGCUGCAUCAAGUGCGAUUGGUCUCAGAAGGUUCGCGGUUAAAUCAAAAUAUAUAUGACGAUUUCUACUUUCCUGUAGUACGUGAGUACAAUUUAGCGUUGGUGUCUGUCAAAAUCCUCUUACUACGGAAUUCGCUUUGGGAAAAUAUUUCGCAGCCAAACGGUUCUAAGUCCUUUGUAGAUUUUAUAGUCACAUCUUAAUUCAGUUGCUCCAAACAAACCUAAAAGUGGUUAGAAACGUGUGGUUUUCAGUUCUGUUUUCAUUCCCUUGCCAUAUCUUAUUUUUAGAAUACUGAAACCGGACAAGCCUCGAGUAUUAUGGCGGUAGGUGGAAUAUAAAAUGUUCUCUGAGCCAUCUAUCCUUAAGUCUAUUAAAACAAUUCAGUUGUUUGCACUUUUUUCAAUAAUUUCUUUCUCUUUAAACCCAAAACAUAUCAAGCUUUGUUUGCUUCCUGCGACCGGCGUGAGGCUUCUAAAGCUUCAAAACCGCUUACGAUAUCAUUUUUAACAGUACAAUGUAAAGCAUAACUUGAUUAGCACAAACACGUAUUUGACGGCGCAUUUUGACGUUGUCUUGUAAGGAUGCAAAACUGAGCAGUUUUUCAUCUGAUUUCCAAACACUCAUUAAGCAUUAAUUUUCUUUGUAUUUUCUUUAUGAAUUACUAACGAGUCUGAGAAAGAUAUUUAACUAACUCUUUCAUUUCAGUUUUUAUUAUGCAGGACCAAAUAUCAUUUUUUAUUUAUUUUUGUACAUUUAAGUUGGUUGAAGACUUGCUACGAGGAUUCUCUAAGGAAAAUUUUGGUGAUCGAGAUGGAAACUAUUUUCCUGUUGUCCAUGGCCGUACCCAAGAUGUGAAGUUGUUUACCCUGAUGACAAAGCAACCUCGGUCUGUCUUGGAACGUCCAUUUAAACACCAUAAGUACAUAAUUGUUGCAGGAAUGGAAAAGUAUGUAGUUGAGAACCGGAAAGAAGAAUUUGAAGCCUUGAAGAACAAAUUUGUUAAGAAAGAAGAUCCUGGAAUAACACUAGAUGAGGAGGAUGGUACAGGAGCUGCAAGGUAAAUUACAUCGCAUGAUUUGUAGUGAUAUGUACAGGUAAUAGCAUGAUUUGUAGUGAUAUUUGGCGUAACUACCAUGAGCGAUAUUUUGAAAUUGUUAUACGUAAUUUCACGAGCCGUUAGGCGAGUGAUAUUUGAGACAAUUUUGAAAUAUUACGUGUGGUAUUUAUGCCAAAUAUCAUGUACAAAUUAUGCUAUUAUUUGUUUAUACUACUGCGUGCAAAAGGUUUGUAAUUUUCACAUGAAGGUUUUUCAAAUUAAAAAAAAAAUUGCUCUAAGCCAAUCAAAUUGCAGAAAUAUUUCAUGUAGUAGUAUAAUUGGCCUAAAUACCACGAGUGAUAUUUCAAAAUUGUUAUACAUGAAAUUUGAGACAAUUUUGAAAUAUCACCUACAAAUCAUGCUAUUAUUUGUUUACUACCCACAAAAGGCUUUGUAAUUUUCAUGAUCACAUUUAGGUAUUUCGAAUUAGGCUGAAAUACUACUGCUCUAAGCCAAUCAAAUUGAAGAAAUUUCUCACGUAGUAGUAUGAAUAAAAGUAGUAGCACUAUCUUCCAGUUACAGUUUUAUAUCAAUCAUUUAUAACAAGAAAGGAAAAUGGGACAGAGAGAGAAUCCUAGGGUGUUGGGCGGGAUAUGUGAAUUUUACCAAAGUUAUUUUUAGAGGUUGUAAUUAAACGGAAGUUGAAUUCCUGGGACUUCCGCACAUUUUAAUCGAUUGCUUGAGACGUCCUUCAGUGCCUCAAAGAAAACAAUGCCUAAUAUUUUAAUGGCGACUUUUGAAUUCUCUCUUGAUAACACUGAAUACACGUUUGAGGUUCUCGCCGGUAAACCAACUUCCGAUUGGUUUCAAGCGUUUGUUUGUUCUUUCUUUGUGUGAAACUUACAAAUCCGAAGGGCUACACUGGGCCUUUUUCCCUGUAUGUCCCAUUAUUUUUUUAUUUUUUUUAAUAUAACGAUUUUUUAUCAGGUCAACGCCCUCAAUGGCUUUCAAAAUUUCAAAUUGUUAUUAAGUAAGAAGCCGACUAGUAAAGACUAGAGUUUUUAACUCGGUGACAUCUAAAAACAAUGUAACUGCGCUAGUUACUACAGCUAGUAGAUUCGGGAAGGUUUAUUUUUAUUAUUUAUUGCUAUUUUUUUUACUUUAAAUUAUUCUUAAUUCUUUAUAAUCAUCAUAAGAAAGAGUUACCUCCAUGUAAACGUGUACUUAGGAAGUUUCAGAAUUGGCGUCUAAAUGCGAUUAUUUUGUGUUUCUAAUUCAGAAUGGUAGAAGUGGGAGCCCAGGUUGCUGACUGCGUCAAUACAGGGAUUAGAAUGAAAAAAGAUCUGGGAUUCUUACAUCUAGGGAAAAUUGAUCAGGAGUACAUACAGGACCCGGACUUACGUGAAAUAUUGGAAAAAACAGUCCUGGAUAGUAAUAAAACAGAAGUGUUUGAAGGCCAACAACUGCGUUUGAUAACCUCAGUGAUUUACAGCCAAUGCUUUGCAGUUACAGGCAAUAGAAAGAAAGAGGUAUUUUAACUUCUGAUAACUACAGUAGUUUUAUUUAUUAAUUAAGUAAUGAUAUAGAAGGCCAUAAAAAGGAAGCUUACAUCCGUCCGAUUGGUUUCAUUAGGGAACUUGAGCAAAGUCAAAAAAUUCAAGCAAUGGGUAGUUUUAGGUUUUUAACAAGCGAAACAUUACUCUGCGCGGACUGCACGUGCAUGAUGACGCACGCUUUUCGGUCGGAUUUCUUUGCCGUUGCUGAUCGACGAAAGCUUAUGUUACUCGAGACGAUUCGCAACCACGAUUUUUAGCGCAACACAGCGUUGCGACAUAGUUUCGAAUAGUUACAAUAUUGCUUCAACAUUGCAACGCUGUGUUGCGCUAAAAAUUGUCUUUGCGAAUCAUUCCGUGUGAUUACGUUUAACCCAGGAUUAAGACAAAUUGUAAGCAAGGUGUUGUUGUUUAAGAACAUGAAACUCGAGCUUACAAAAUACUGUUGUGCCUUUACUUCGAAAGAAAGAAAUGAUAGCACAAAAUGUUAAAAUAGGCAAUGUAUAGGAAAGUAAAUACAAAAAGUGGAACAAAAUUUUAAUUCUGGAUUAGCGCUAAUCGGCCUUUCAGGAACCGGGCCCUGAUGGGAAGUUUUUUUUGAGGCCGUAAACAAGAGACGAAAAAUGUUUCUUUCUCUCUAAACUUUGAUUGAAAUCAUUUAAUAUAGUGGCGAUUUCUCUGCCGACGCAUCGUUACUGCACGACACACAUUCGCACAGAAGUGAAUAAUUCUUCAUGAGACCAAACUAUAGCUCUUUACACAGAAAUCUCACUUUGGUUUCGAAGUUAAAAUGAUGUCUACAGAAAAUAUACAGGAAUUUACAUCAUUUGGUGCUUGGAACCUUUAAUUCUUUUUGCGCACUUUUGAUGCCGGCCUACAAAGUGCCCAAAGUGGUCAGACCAGGCAAGGAACCACUGGCCGAACCAGGGGCCUUCAAACGGAGCGGUCAUUUUCUAUGACGCAGCAUUUUCGGCAAAGUUCAGAAGCUGUCGGUUUGUCAGAAGUUAGUAAAAUGUAAAGGCAACUUACAGGACAAAUUUCAGCUCACUACUCCUCUUCGAAGAUAAGAAAUACUCAUUUACGUCCUUUUCGUCCGAACCAAGGACAACAUGUUGUAUUCCUUUAUGAUUCAAAGUAACAAAUAAAAGAAUAAAAAGGAUAUUGCUAAGCAUCUAUAGCAACCAAAUGAAUCGUAAGAUCUACUUUAAAGCAAUGUAAAGGAUAUUGAUAAAAUAAUUGUUCAGUUAAUCGUAGCUAAUCUUGUUAUCUUCGAAGGUGGAAGUGGACGGAGGAUUCAACCUUUCGACCUUAUUUGCUCACUUGAAGGGAACCAUCAGGAUGACAGAUAUUCCUCCAACUAUAGCACCAAGAAAGAAUACUCGAGGACCAUUCCUGUUCCAGUGUUGCCGUGUUGUCUUUAACAAAGAGACAAACCGAUUGGAACUCCCCAAGGGAGAGGUUGUUGGUAAAACUGUGAGAUGUAAAGAAGAAGAGAAGGAGGCCGAGUACGAAAACACCGCAGUCAGCUUGGUGGAGGACGAGGAGAGUAAUUUGACUGGUUAGAUCAAAAUAUAAUUCUGGGUCUCUAACGUUCUUUCACAUUGGCAAAAAAACUGUAGUGAUUGCAAUUAUCAUUGGGUGCUUCCAGUGCCUUGCUGGAGGUGAAAAUGGCGAUAUCAGUUUUUCCGGAAGAGAAUUUUAAUCGCUGUAUUAAGCUGAUGUUUAGUCGUUCUUUACAUGAUAUUGAAUAACAAUGUUAAUAUUAAUAAAGGCGAUAAACUAGCAUAUAUUUGUGAUUAGCCAAGCCUAAAAGCGGAGCUUCCUUUACAUACUUACAAGUACAAGUAGGUCAGAAGAUAAAAGAAUACACUGUAGUUAUGAGGCCAGUUUCUACAAAUAUAAUUUGUGUCCCACUAGUGCCUUUCGAAAGAUUCAGUGUUAUUUUGCCCACAACGGAAAGUCAAUCUUUAAUAAAUCUAUACUCAAUAUUUUCUAUAUCCUAGAUUUUUUGACAACUGACGAUAUUGCGAAACUGGAGGAGAUAAAGGAUUCAGUGUUGAAACCUACCAAGAACAGAGAGAAGCGUAAAGAACGGGUCAAAAAGUACCUGAAGUGGGUAAGAACAAUUACAGCAAAUAAUCAGUCACGUUCAAAUCAAUUUUCUUAAACCUCCAACCAAAUGAUUUUUUGGCGAAUUUUUUCAAAAUGUUCUUAAGCACGAGUUUCGCCAAUUCUGCUUUCUAUAAAAAAUACCUGGAAAAAAAGUUUCGUGAAAACUUUGUUGACAAUCGGUUGCUAUGGGUAAGAGAUGACUUACUUGAUCUGAAAUAAAAAUAUUUUUAAGCAAAAAAAGCGGUUUUAUAAAUAAGUCAUUCAUGCGAAGAAAAGACAAACUUAAGAACGUCUAAUUGCUAAAUAUUUUAGACUAAGAGACGAAACGCACUUCUUUCGAACACUUCACUAUUCUACCCCUCUCUAGAUUUUUCUCCGUGCUAAGGCUUCUUUGCGCCGUUCCCCCUAACAAACGUUCAAUAGGCAUUUAUGGCGAAAUUAUAGUCAACUAUUCCAGCCUCCAAUUUCAGUUCAGGUCUCAGCAGGCAGGUUCGUCAAAACGAUUUAAACUAUUUUGAGCAGGGUGCUUAAGUCUGCAAUAGACUGGUAUUCAGUCAAAGUGAGACUAAGUGGAUGCUAUCUAGAACUAGACAAAAACUGAAACACUGACUGAAACUUUCGUCAGACAUUGCAAAUGCAACUUCUUGGGAAUACAUUGAGGGAGUACCGAGCUUUUGCUGCCUAGGAGAUCGUUAGAUCAGUAUACGAUAUAAGUAGACUAACAACUAGCGUUUUCACUCAUUACUUUUCAGUUUGUUGACGCGCUGUCGCUGCCAAAAAAGCAAGCAGUGGAAAAGAGAGUGUUGUCACUUGACAAGCCCGUCACUGAUGUGGACUGUGAAUUUCUACGAACCAUUUUUGUUCCUGCCAAUAAGAAUAGUUCAACGCUGACUUUCCCGCAAUUCUUCAACGACGAAAAACUUCAGGGAUAUGCAAUUGUUUUGAAGAUUCUCUCUGGUAAGACAUGAAACGUGACACAUAUCAACAGGAGAAACGGGCCACAGGAAAAACUCUCCUGAACUUAUGUCAUUAAAAAAGUAGAAGAUAUUUUUUUCAAACUGCAUCUGAAGAUCGCUUAUCGUUUCCACUGUUGUGAUCAAGGAUAAGUGAAGAAGGAAGAUUUAAGGGAAAAAACUUCGUUAUUAUUUGUUUCACUAAUUAACAUAACUGAUCCUGAUUAUAAAUACAAUGGGAGAUCAGCUUAUCGCAAUUCUCACAAAAAAAGGCUAUGAAAGGCCAUCUUAUAAAGAAUUAAGAAACAAUAUUACGAUCACAUCCAGUUAGCCGCAAUCUGAAGUAAUGGUAUAAUGGUCGACGAAAGAGUUUUAUAAGUGAAUUUAUUUUGAUGGUAACUGAGGUAGGAUUUUUAUCUAAGAUUUUAAGGUCCAGGAAUAAUAAAUAAUCAUUUCUUUAAAAUAAAUUGAUUUUGGAUCACAGAUCAAGUUCAAGAGAUGGUUACAAUCUUCGCUGGGUGAGGGGGAUUUGAGUUUUGUUUAAUACUGGACUGUAGCAAUAAUUUGAAGUUACUGAAUUGCAGGUUAAGUUUUCUUUCUCGAUGCACUCAACAGAUUUGUCGGAGGAAACCUGGGAUGAAAUUGAGAAAGCCUGGGCAGAGCAGGAAGAGCCUUCGGAGUAA
This is a messenger RNA of Porites lobata, 7043 nucleotides long. The record is from the annotation of a GenBank genome assembly. Lineage: Eukaryota; Metazoa; Cnidaria; Anthozoa; Scleractinia; Poritidae.